UCUAGGUCUAGCCUAGCCGUCUCCAUCCCACCCCAGCAGCUCUCCCCCAACCCUCGUCCGGCUGCGCCGCGACCCAAUCCCCCCAUCUCGUCUCGUCUCGUCUCGCAGAGAGAUCCGUGCGGCGCGCCAGCAGCCAUGGCCUCGGACCAAACCCUGGCAGCACUCCCAGUACUCCCUGCCCCGUCCAACCCCAACCAGAUCCCGGACCCGACCGCACCACUCCCCCCGGACCUGACCCCGCCCGCCUCCGCCUCCGCCUCCGCCGCGCGGAAGCUCCCCGUCAAGCGCCGCUCCCCGCCACGCCCCUCCUCUUCGCCCUCCUCCUCCGGCCCCACCGCCGCCGACCAGGACGGCCAGCCGCCCUUCAAGUUCCAGCGCAUCUGGUCCGAGUCCGACGAGCUCCGCUUCCUGCAGGGCCUCCUCGGCUGCGGCGCGCAGGGCCUCGUCUUCCCGCGCGACCUCAACGUCUUCUACGACCGCUUCUCCGAGUCCAUGCCCCAGCCCUACACCCGCUCCCAGCUCUCCGAGAAGCUCCGCCGCCUCAAGAACAAGCACCGCAACGUCUCCACGCGCGUCGCCCGGGGGCUCGACCCCGCCCGCCUCGCCCCGCACGACCGCGACGUGCUCCACCUCUGCUCCCGCCUCUGGGACCCCGCCAACGCCGCCACCUCGCCCUUCGCCGCCAGCGCCGGUUCCCCCGGGAACAAGCGCCGCCGUGCCGCUCCGCUAGAGGUUCCGCCCCCCUCGGGGGAUGCCAACUCCCAUGACUAUAAUGGGACGAGUUCUGCCACUCCGGGAGCGUUCCUGGAUGGCAAUGGCGAGGAUGUGAUGUAUCUGGAACAGGAAAGCGGCCACCUUUAUUAUGACCAAGGUGCUGCUCUUGUAGCCAACGGCAGCCUUGAUGGGUUCACCAUGGAGCAGACUGAGACCGUGGCGGCUCUCACCAACAACGGUGGGAAUGGAGUCGGCAUGGAGAUUGCUCCCCAAAAUUUUGAGAACACCGGAGUUGGCAGUCAGAAUGGAAACUGCACGGUGAUGAUACCACGUAGCAGUGAGCAUCGCAUGGCAAGUGCUGUACUGGAUGUUUUCGAGGAGUGUCUGAGGGAGGCAAAGGCUGAUGGAAUGAUCUGUGGUGGCAAUGCUGAGGAAAGCGAACUUGCAAAGCGUUGGAGGGCGCAGAGGAUUGAUGAGCUUGAUGUGUUGAGCCGAAGGCUCAGGCUGAUCAUCGAGGAUGCUGGUGCAGCUCGGCACUAAUUCAGAGAUUGAUGUAUUUGGUGAUGUUCUUCUACCCUUGGCCACCAUGUAUAGAAGCUAUGUUAUUAUGCUAUGCUUUUGUAGCGCAUUGCUCAGCUUGAGCCUGCUUUAGCCGGUCUAUGCCUAUGUAAUCUCUAUGGAUAUUGAUGUUUAGUUUAAUAAUUAAUCAUCCCAUCCUCGUAAUAAUACCGUAUGGUUGCACCAUUGUUGUUUAUAAAGUGUCCUGCUGCCAGUAUCAUUUUUGAACUGGUGCUAACACCUAAUGAGAAGUAGUUCAUGUAGCUUCAGCCUUUUCACCUUUCUCCACUAGUUAUUGUAACCUGCAAACUGAGGAAGAUGACUAUUCUGUUUCUUUGUGGGCCUACUCUAUUCUGAUCGAUUUUUUCAUGCA
This is a messenger RNA of Brachypodium distachyon (stiff brome), 1645 nucleotides long. RefSeq names its product probable transcription factor At5g28040. The record is from RefSeq and is a predicted model, not a curated record. The transcript has a single exon. Gene Ontology annotation, biological process: regulation of DNA-templated transcription. The coding region runs from base 136 to 1254 and encodes 372 amino acids. Gene Ontology annotation, cellular component: nucleus. NCBI's taxonomy places the organism in Eukaryota, Viridiplantae, Streptophyta, Magnoliopsida, Poales, Poaceae.